AUGACCCCGUCAUCACCACUCACGUCUGUUGUCCAACUCCAAGAAUUGGCCACCGUCGAGCGCGUCCUCGAGACUGUCGACAACCGCACCCACGGCCCAUGGCGAUCUCGCGCUUGCGGAUUUGUCGUGCAUAAACCCUUUAUGCAGCACGUCAAGAACGCCGCAAUGUACGUCCUGCACGAGCUGAUCCGUGCCAAGGACAACCUGAACGAAUCCUUGAAACAAGGGUGA
Aphanomyces astaci is the source of this 231-nucleotide messenger RNA. RefSeq lists its product as hypothetical. Bases 1 to 231 code for a protein of 76 amino acids. The record is from RefSeq and is a predicted model, not a curated record. The transcript is spliced from 2 exons. Lineage: Eukaryota; Oomycota; Saprolegniomycetes; Saprolegniales; Verrucalvaceae.